AUGAAAUUAACACCAGAAAAAAUACUCAAGUUAUUAGAGGACAUGUUAGUCCAAAUUUUAUAUGCCAGAGGCGAAAAUAGAUCAUUUUUUGAUGAAGGUAUUAGAACCGCAGAGAAAAUGAUAAAAAAAUUACAAAUAUACCAAUUACCAAUGCAACCAACUACUUUGGUUGUAAAUUUUUUUAAUGUUCACCAACAACAAGAAGAUGAACAACAAAUAGAUAAUCAACAGGAUCAACAGGUAGAGAAUCAAACUUUAGAACCAAAUGAACAAGAAGAUCAAGAAGAAAUCGAUAGUGACAAUAACUACGAUUAUGAAUGGAGAUGUUACCAAGAUCCUAACUCACCACCACCAACACCAAAAUCACCAGCUCAAGAUCAACAUGAGCAUGAAGAGUUUGACCAUGAACAAGUAGAUGACCAGGAACCAGAAGAAAAUCAACAUAGAGAAUUAACAGUAUCACAACAAAACGAAGCAAAUAUUUUUCAAGAUUUUUUAAAUAAUUAUCAGCCACCUGAACCAAUAGUCCUUGGUUUAACUGUCGAGUAUCACCCAGUAGACAGUGAUGAAGAAUUCAAUAAUAUUAAUAUUAGUUACCAAUUACCAAACACCCCACCAGUACCAUCAUCACCAAAUUCACCAGUUAUGGAGCAAGAGGAAAACAAUAAAAAAAGUAAUCAAGAACAACAAGAAAAUCAAUAUCCUCUUUUAAAUCAAGAACAACAAGAACAAUAUGAAUCAUCUGAGGAUAGUGAUGAUGAGUAUGAUUAUAAUUGGAAAUGUUACCAAGAUCCAAACUCACCACCACCAACCCCAAAAUCACCAGCUCAAGAUCAACAUGAACAAGUAGAUGACCAGGAACCAGAAGAUAAUCAACAUAGAGAAUUAACAGCAUCACAACAAAAUGAAGCAGACAAUUUACAAGAAUUUAUUAAUAAUUAUCAACCACCAGAACCAAUAGUCCUUGGUUUAACUGUCGAGUAUCACCCAGUAGACAGUGAUGAAGAGUUCAAUAAUAAUAAUGUCACUUACCAAUUACCAAAUACCCCACCAAUAUUGUCAUCCCAAGUAACCAAUCAACAAGAAAACAGUUCAGUUGAGGAAAAUAAUCACCCAGAUGAAAGCAAUCAAGAAAAUCAAAACACUCUUUUAAAUCAAGAACAACAAGAACAAUAUGCAUCAUCUGAAGAUAGUUAUGACGGCAACAGAAAUCAAGAUUUACGUCUUUCCUUAACCCUUGAGCAUCAUAAGAUUGAUAGUGACGAUGACUAUGAUUAUAAUUGGAAAUGUUACCAAAAUCCAAACUCACCACCACCAACACCAAAAUCACCAGCUCAAGAUCAACAUGAGCAUGAAGAGUUUGAUCAUGAACAAGUAGAUGACCAGGAACCAGAAGAAAACCAACAUAGAGAAUUAACAGCAUCACAACAAAUUGAAGCCAAUAAUUUACAAGAAUUUAUCAAUAAUUAUCAACCACCUGAACCAAUAGUCCUUGGUUUAACUGUCGAGUAUCACCCAGUAGACAGUGAUGAAGAGUUCAAUAAUAAUAAUGUUGUUUACCAAUUACCAAAUACCCCAUUAUCGUCAUCCCCAAAAACUAAUCAACAAGAAAACAGUUCAGCUCAAGAAAUCAACCAAAAUAAAGUUCAAGAAAAUCAAGAUGAUCAACAAAAUCAAUAA
This is a messenger RNA of Dictyostelium purpureum, 1680 nucleotides long. RefSeq lists its product as uncharacterized. Lineage: Eukaryota; Evosea; Eumycetozoa; Dictyosteliales; Dictyosteliaceae. Bases 1 to 1680 code for a protein of 559 amino acids. The transcript has a single exon. The record is from RefSeq and is a predicted model, not a curated record.